Pelobates cultripes (western spadefoot toad) is the source of this 14770-nucleotide messenger RNA. NCBI's taxonomy places the organism in Eukaryota, Metazoa, Chordata, Amphibia, Anura, Pelobatidae. The record is from the annotation of a GenBank genome assembly.
CCUCUCCCUAUAUAACAGACAGUGAAUGUGUGAUAGCAAUUCACAGCAUUAGAAACCUGGAAGAAUGAAGUGUGGUGGCUGCUUUCUCUUGCCUUGCAUCCUCUUCCUGUUUUUUAAUGGAGAAUAUGCCGUCUGUACCCCUCUCUCCAUCCCAAAUCAGGACACCUCACUCUCAGAGCAGGUAAAUGAGGGUGACAAUUGCUGCACUGAUUGAUAGAAUCUCUAAUAUAGCUAUUGAUUUAUGACAAUGUUCUAGCUUAUUUUUACCUGGUUUAAAAGUAUUAUUGCACAUGCAUGAAGAUUGAAAACCAAGAUUUAAGGCCAUAACGUUCAAGCUGGAUAAUUUUGCCAAUCUGGUUAUAUUGAAUGAAAAGCUGCUCUCUCCUUGUUGAAUCUAAAAAUUCCGGGUUAGUGAAAAGCUGUAAUUGUUAUGUUUUACUUUUUAUUUAUUACUGGUAUUUAUAAAGCACCAACAGAUUCCGCAGCGCUGUACAAUUAGUGGAGAACAUACAAUAUACACAGACAAAUACAAAAGGUAGAGAGGGCCCUGCCCGUAAGCUGAAAGCUUGCCAUUUAAACUCUUUUAUACAAAGUGCUUAGGUAGAUUGUCCGCGAGCUUACAAUCUAAAGGAUACCGUGGGGAUUUGAGACAAGAGGUGGCAGGGGAAAUUUGGAAGUGAUGGCUAAAUAAGUAACAGAGAGUUGCAGCUAUUGGUAGAAUAUAGAGGGAAUGAAGAGGUGAAUGUGUGAGAAUUUUAAACAGCUGGAGAAGCAUGCUAUAAAUUUAGGGGGAACCUGGGUGGGCGAGUGGUUCUGCUCUGAAUAUUUUUACAUUUGAUAAAUAUGCCCAUUGGUUUCUGAAAAUAUAUCUAUUCCAUACCUCCCGUUAUUUCAAAUAGACAAAGAAGGACACUUUAAUUGUUGGGGUGUAAAAUGUAAUUUAGAAAUGUAGUCAAAUUGCUGUAUUAUUGCUGUGGAGCAAUGUUAUAUACUCAUACACCACACAACAACAAUAUGGAGCUCCUAGAAUAGAGAGACGUUAGGAGAGAAAAGAGGGACAGAGGGAUUUGGACUCAAAAUAGGGACUGUCACUCGUAAAUAGGGUUACAUAGAAGGUAUGCUACUCUUUACCUAUCCAAAUAGUCCUGUACUCUUUCAUUCAAUUCUCUAAUGAUCAUAAUGUAUGUUAUAGAAGCUUGUGAUAUAAAUACCAUCUCUUUCAUUUGUUUAAAAAAAUAACAAAAAUCUCUAUUGUGCUAAAUAAUGAAUUUAUUUGUAUAAUGUAGGUUUUUGUAUGAACAGAAAUAUAUUUUUUUAAAUAUUUUAUAUACACGUGUUAGGAACUGUCAAAACUCAGUGUAUGGUAUUUUACUGACGUAUUUUUAUCUAAUACACUAAUAAAUAUUGUGUGUCUGAAGGGUAAACGGCUCACCAGAGCGUUCAUCUGUCCGAUACACCAUGGGACUUAAUCACUAAACUAGGCAUUGAGGAGAACUGACAAUUACAUUUUAGAUCAAAAUAAGCCAUAUUGGAAAUAUUCUCCAACUUAAUUAUUUGUUGAGCUUGACUGAUUUGACCUGACAUUUACAAUUCCCCUGUCGUUUAUCGAGUUUAGUAAAUAACACCAUAUGGCUUUUCGCAUAAAGAUAGCGGUGAAAUACCUGAGAUGCUUUCUGGGAACAAACGUUAAAACAAGAAAUGUUCCAUGAUCAUAGCCACAACUCAUACAGUGCCAGCAAAUUCUAGCAACUCGGUGUACAGUACUUAAAUGGUAUUACAGUAAUUGGUAUCACGGAGGCUUGCCAAGGCAAAAGCCAACGAUCACAUACUUCUAAUCUAGUCAAUAGGAAAUGUGAACAGGCGAAGAUCAGAGGUUUGUUUCAUUCAGCCCACGGCUAGUUAUAUCAUUUUAUUGUAAGUGUCUCUGUUAUCCAAAUGGCGACACAAAUAUCCAACCUAUAAUUCCAACUGAAUUCAGAUUUUUUUUUUCAAGAUCAGCCAUUUUUGCCUACAUCAUGCCCAAUUUUCAUCUGCUUUAGCUGAGAGUUUAUAUGUUUGUCCUUUCCAGCAGUAUAAAUCCAUAAGCCAAGAAUGAAAACUGGGGACUUUGCGUUUUAUUAUUCUCUUUAUAUAUGAAUACAUACAAGAGAGGAUACAGCUGUAGUUCUACAACAUAAAAACAAAUGAUGGUGUAACACUGUAAAAUAAAUGUAAAAUGCUUAUAGCGCAUAUAUAUGAUGUAGUCAUAUGAUAUUUAAGGGAUAAUCGUUGGGAUAUCCCUGGAGGAAGCUGUCACCACUAUCCACUGAGAUAUGUGCUUUUUUUUUCACUUCCCUAUGGUUUUUAGGUGUUAGUGAUUAUUUUUGUUGUAUAUAUUCUAUUUAUAUGGCUUAGUAAAGAUCUCUGGCACUUGUUACUUUGUUUUCUUUAACUAUUUCACCAAUGCUACGGUACGCACCAAAUUAAUCACCUCAACCUCAUGACUAAAAUUCAUCUUUUAUUCAUGUGUCUAUACAUGUUUAGUAUGGGUCAAUGGCUUUGUGUUAAAUAUCCCUAGGAAAACUAAACUAACCAAAUCCUGAUGGAUGUCAUUCAAUGUGAAUUCAAACUGAAUUUCAAAUUUCAGGCCAAAGUGGUCAAACUGCAAGUAUAACUCCGGUAGAGAAUUUUUCCAGUUUACUAUUUUGACCUUUUUUUAAUUUGCUUUGAAUUCUCACAUUAGUGAAUAAACCAGUUAAUCUUCUCGCACGUUUCUCCCUUAUGAAAGAAUCUCUAACUCUGCACAUUAAAUAAAUCUAAACAUAAACGUUCAAAUUCUAUAGCACAUUGUGCAAAAAAUGGCCAAUAAACAAAAGGUAUAAACUAUAUACCUCCAGGCUUGAAACUGAAAGUUCACAAAGAGCAGUGGGAGUUUUUGGAACUACACAGAAGUUGUUUUGGUUCUAUUAGAUUUCUUUGUCUAUUAGAACCAUCGAAACCAAAAGAAUGUCUCUCUCGGUGAAAAAUGUCAUAAUUAUUCUAGAUCAGAAUUCUACGGCAGAGAUUUAAAAAAAAAAACAGGUGCUAAAUAAGGAGCAAUCACCAUGGCAACACAGAAUUUGUUUUGGUUUUAUUAGAUUUCUUUGUCUAUUUGAACCAUGGAAACCAAAAUAAUGUCUCUCAGUAAAUGUGUAUUCAAUACACCACUUUGCACCCAAAAUAGCACAUUGCUUUACCAUAUCCAGAUAUUUUAUAUUUCUCUGCAUAACAUGGUGACUUUUUAUAUUUUUUAUACCAUUUCCUUUUUAUUUCAAUAUGUUGUCCUGAAAUAGAAAGUCAUCAUGUUAUGCAGAGAAAUAUAAAAUAUCUGGAUAUGAAAAGGAGCAUGGGUGAGAUGUACUAAGAGAUGUAGAAGGAGAUUGAUCAAGGUAAAUCAAUGUGCUAUUUGGGUGCAAAGUGGUGUAUUGAAUACACAUUCACUGAGGGACAUUCUUUUGGUUUCCAUGGUUCAAAUAGACAAAGAACUCUAAUAAAACCAAAACAAAUUCUGUGUUGCCAUGGUGAUUGCUCCUUAUUUAGCACCUGUUUUUUUUUUUUUUUAAAUCUCUGCAGUAGAAUUCUGAUCUAGAAUAAUUAUGACAUUUUUCACCAAGAGGAACCUUUACCAUUUCACAUUAUUACAAUCUAUUACAAAGUGACCACAAGAAAAAUCUCAUGCACUUUAUAUCUAAUCUGAUUUAUGUGUCGUAAUGUCAGAUAUUAAUUGUAUUAUAUAUGAUAUGUUUUAUUUCAAUCUAUGGUCUAUUCAGUUUUAUUUAAGGAACACAUAAUCUCUUGAUACAUUUGAUUUACUAUCUGUGUGCAAAGAUGAAAUUGGGUACAGUGUUUGACAUAGACAUAGUGUGGAACCUCCCAGCAUUAUGGGAGGUGUAGACCGUAACAUCGGGAUGGUCUUUAUAUAUGGUUUGCAUAAUCCAACCCUGAUUGAUGCUUUUCCAUAACUUUAUCGCAGAUUUGUUUUGGUAGCUACUAGGUUCCUUUUAUAUUGUUUGUUUAGAUAUGUUUGGCAUAUAUUUGUUUAGACAGUCAUUGGGACCUUCCACCAACAGGUGUGUUUAUUUUAACAUUAUGACUCACUUUAUUGGCACACAGGUAACUAUAUGAUUAGUGAAGUCAUUUUGUUUUACCAGAACUAGAUGGGUUCAAAGAAAUUAGAAGAAUAUAUAUAUAUAUAUAAAAUCACAUUAUGGUGAAGCAUGUAUCUUACAAAAAGAGAGAAUUGUACUGUCUGAAUGGGAGAGAGGGUGAAUUAAUUGCGGCAGCUUUAUACAUAUAUAUAUGUGUAUGUCUGAUAAUAUUGUCCUAUAAUAUUCCUAUGUGUUAAGUAGAAAGUGUUUGCUUCAGGUAUCUUGCUUUGCUGGGAAGAGGUCUACGAGAUCCAUAGACAGCCUGUACCUGGGAAGUGAAGACAAACAGAAUGACUUACGCUUGGAAUUCCAGCUUGCAGACAUAACGAGGUAUCACUCAGAUUACGAUAAUAAUUGAAUACUGUGAAUUGAAUAAAAUGAGAGGUGAGAAUAUUAAUAAAUACCCUGAUCAAUAAAUAAAUACAUUAGGUGUAUGUAGCACUUACUAUAAAUAUAGGUUACAUUACAGUAAGUGGGUGGCCUUAUAAUAGGGACAUACAGAUACAUUAGAGCAGAAAGCACAUGUCCCACAGAGCAUACAAUCCGAGUGAGAAAAGGAGGCCUACAUCGAGGAGAAGGAAGUACAGUCUGUGGCUUCCAGGUUGGGGUUCCGUAUUUGCAUUGUGGCCUGGUUGGUUUCAUAGCUAGGAGUGGCAAGGGAAAAGGUUUUUAGUCUAGAUACAAUGGCGUUGCUUACACUGAUGGAUCCAGAGCCUUAUCUCGGGAGAUUAUUUAAAGAAACCAUCCAGGCACAAUAACCACUACAGCUCUCCUGGAAUUUUUCAUGUGGAUUCUUUACAUUGCUCAUCUAUCUAAUGAAAUGAAUUCCAUCCAUGAGAUUUAUUUUUGUUGCUCAGUUUAUAUUCACAGAUAAGGCCUUAUGCUGUCAAAAGUUAUCAAUACCCAAAAUACCCCCCCAAAAUUAUUUCCUCUCCAUUGAUAGAACAGACAUCGUCAUCAUCUUACCCCAGUGAAAUGUCCAAUAUAAAUGGUUUAACAUACGUUAUAUGUUUAGUAUAUCUACAACUGAGCUAUUUGUCCAGCUGAGUAUUUGGUUUCCAUGCUACUGAUGUGUACUAAAUGUGUCCCCGUCAAAAAGGCUAAGACCCACUAGUUUAGAGGUUCCUGGGCUUGUACAAGAAAACAGAUUUCCAAGAUUUUAUGUUUUGGUUUUAAGCCUAGAGUUCUUUGUGAUGCAAAUAAAGGGCUGCUCAGGCAAUAUCUACAGUAGUUGGAAUGCAGGGGCUUUCUGGGCAUCAUAACCCACAGUGCCUGGUAGAUUAAAGGUUGUCUAUUGGUGCUGUGAUGAGUCCCAUACUGCCCGCAGUAUUCCUCUACCCAUACAGCUUUGUUUGUGCUCCACAGUAACUUGUCCUCCUUUGAUUUGCGGACCUUUGAUUCGGAAGGCGUUAUUUUCUAUGGUGAUGUUGGCAAGGAUAACUGGUUUGUGCUUGGGAUACGUGAAAAGAAACUGGAGGUCCAGAUGAGCAACAGUCAUGGGCAAAUGAUUCUAUCCAAGUGGGGACCUGAUGUGAGUGAUGGUAAAUGGAGAAAGGUAAGAUAACAUUUAUUCAUUUUUAUAUCACAAAACUUCAAAUGCCAAGGUGGGCCAAAUAUGGGCAUGGUGCCUUUCCUGGGCAUCUCCUAAACAUGGUAGCAAUCACUGUGAUCACAGUGAUAUUGCUAUUUCUGGAUGCUUUACUAGUGACAUAUAAUAGAAAUAGCUGUGUAGCAUAAAUUACAAAUUGUACACACCAUAAUCUCUGUACAUGCUGUUACUGGAGAGUCCCACUCCUGAGUAACGGGCUGUCUGAGUCAUAGGGCCGCUGUCACCACUUGUCACAGCUAUCCUAUGGCAUGACUGACAGCUGAUCCCCAGCUGCAUCCUGGGAUCAGCUGUCAAAAUUAAAUUAAAUUAAAUUAGGCAAUCCAACACUAGUCCCUGAUUGAACCAAAGGCUGACCCAUCACCUUAGGAGCCAGUUACAGGAAUGAUCUGUCUUAAAGGGACACUAUAGUCACCAGAAACACUACAGCUUAAUGUAGAGGUUCUUGUUUCUACUGCUUGUCCCUGUAAGCAUUUUAAUGUAAACAUUGCCUCUUCAGGCUUUCACUCAGAUGGCUCCUAGAGGUGCUUCCUAGUCCAGUGCUGCACAGUGUGAAGCACCUACAUUAAGUGUCUCAAUGCUCUACAUGGAAACAAUGAAUGUUACCCAUAGAGAUGCAUUGAUUCAAAUGAUCUCUAUGAGGAGAUGCUGAUUGGUGCAGCAUGGGAAAAGCAUUGGCUUGGCUCAGAUCAUCAAGAUUAAAAUCCUAAACAUGUGAGGUAUUUCGCAAUAAUCUAUUUUGAGGGUUUAAAAAAAAAAUCUUUAAAGUUGCACUAGUUGUGUAGAAGUUAUUAAGUGCAAAACUGUGAAAAAUGUGUACAUUUUUCCCCAGCUUUUAUUAUAUAUAUAUAUUCAAAAGAAAGCCCUAACUUUCCUUUAAAAAAACCAAAACAAAACGAUAUACAGCUACUGAGAAGAAAGAAAAUUAACAUGGAAUGAACACAUAGCACAAAUUUUAACAAGGCCUCAGUCACAAAAUGAGGGAAAUUUGGAAAAUGGCCAGACACCAUGGGGUUAAGGUUUCAGCAAGACAAUGAUCAAUUGACAACUACAGGGCACUAUGGACGCAACAAUGAGAUUCAAAAGAACUGUUGCUCUGCUAAUGCAAUUUACACUGUGUUCUAAAACAUUUUCGAGAAGUUACUUGUGCUAGCUUCCUUAAUACUGAUUAUCAUCAUACGUAUCAACUGAAAAAUGCUUUGACAUGACGUCUAAAAUGUUAAACUGAAACAUGUUUGUCUAGAAUUUCCAAACAGCCUCCAUUGCAUGACAUGUACCUGAUCAACUUGUAUCUUCUUCUAGGUGUCAGUGGACAGCAGCAUCAAUACAAUUGAAGUGAGAGUAGACGGGGAGGUUGUGGUACAGUUAACACAUUACGUCAACACUCAGCAUACCCCUGUAAGUGUCUCUACUCUCGUCAUCAUCCUUGGUGACCUGCCAGAAGAAAGCAACCUACAGCUUUUGAAGCCGGUAAAAGGACUCCACUUAAAUCUCUUGAGAGAUUGUCGAAACAAUGUACCCAAAUAAUAUCAACCUAAUUGUAGCCAGCACACUCUAAUUCAUAGAAUUAUUAUUAUUGGUUAUUGUUAAUAAAGAUUAUCUUUGUUUAUAUCAUUUACGAGUUGGUGACAAUGCAAUAAUCUCAGACGCGAUGCUUAGCACCACAAUUCCAGAAGACUCCAGCUCACAACAUUCAGGUUUUCUUUAGUUCAAUGUCACCAGUAUGGCAACAUGCAUAUUUAUCCACAGAGGAAGCUUGAUAAAUCUUGAUAAAGACCCAGGAGAGUCGAAACGUUGAUUUUGUACUUUAAUACACUUUGAAAAAUUUCCCAAGGAGUACUCUCUUUAUUUACUUUCUACAUAAGCGCUGGAAGCACCCAGGUGGUCCCUGUUAUAGUGACAUAUUUUUUUGGGUGAGUCGUGAGUUUGAUAUAUAUAUAUAUAUAUAUAUAUUUUUUUUUUUUUUUUACAAAUAUAGAUGAGGGAAAAUGUUCAGUCACAGGCCCACAACACAAAGUAUGGUCUAUUCUUAACCAGUUAUAUAUAAAAUAAACCUCAAACAGCAGGUCCAGGUCAUUAAGUACUCUGUCUUAUCUCUCUUCAGCUGCAGCCCACCUUGGAUGCGUGCAUGCGUAACUGGGCCUGGGUGAAAAAGCACACACAAGCUCUGGAUAUGGCAAUGGAGACUGACGAGAACCGUCGUUGCUUUGAAAAGGAAGAGCCGGGCUCAUUUUUCCCUGUCCAUGGCUAUGCCAUCUUUAAACCAGACUGUAAGUGUUUUUUUUAGAUUGGAUAAAAAAUGCUUAUCUUACAUAACUCAUUGGAGAGCUGACAUCUCAAUGGCCAGUGCUUUACCUAGACUGACAUCUCAAUGGCCAGUGCUUUACCUACUUCACUUUCAGUAGUAGUUUGCUGUCAAUAGUAAAAUCUGAUAUUGAAACGUGAUGGAAAUAGAUAUUCAAACUGGAUAGAUUCUCAAGGUUUCUGUAUAACAGAAGCGUACCUCCUCGUCCUACUCUCUCUUAUGAAAUGCAUUGGUAAGCUUGUGAAAAUACACCUUUAUGUAAUGUAAAUCAUCUCACAUCUGGUAAAUCCCUACAACGUUUAACCCUUUAAGCACCAACAAAGAAAUAAUUCCUUUAUUAUACACCAGUUUUUAAAUAUUUCAUAUUGAAAUUAGGCACUCUUUUAUCGAGGCGGGGAAUCGUUAGAGCUUAAAACACUUAAUUCUGUACUGGCAUAGGGUCUUUGUGGGCUAGAUGAUAAUACUGGCAUGAAAAAUCACUGGUGCUUGAUGGGUUAAUCUACACCAUUAACAUUGGGAAGUAUGAAAAUGGGUCAGGUGGGAGGGUGUUUACAGUGGGCGUCACCAGCUAUGCAAUUUAUAUAUAUCACUGGUGACACCCAUAAUGAGCCAGCUCACCUGGAAAGUGGACACGUAUCCCUACUGAAAGGGUGGUUUAACCUGGCAGGCUGACCCCUAGCCUACAGGACCAUGCAGAGAGCCUGCUGAAGUACUUUUUUCAUGAUGCCAGGGCAUGCUGCACUGCACUCCCGCUGUGCUGCCGAGGGACGGUGGAACCAGACCCCAUACUCAGGACUCUCAUGCCAAACAUGGGACCGUUAGCAGCCCUGGUUAAUCAACCAUGCAAACCCAACUAGUAUGCCAGCAUUGCCAAAUAGCUCUCCCAGGGUUCUCUAAGCUUCUGCCCCACAAUCGAAUGACUUUCUGAUACUGGGAUAACCUUGCAACUGGAAUUACAAAUGAUACACAGGAGUUUAUUAAAAUGUCCCUUGUGCACGGAGCUUCAGAAUCUGUUGAUGAUUUAUAAUAUAUUCAUGUAUUAAAUCAUAAUUAACAAUAUUUCACGAUAUAUAUAUGUAUGUAGAUAGAUAGAGCAAAAAGAAUCACACUCCAGGGACUUUGUUCAAAGUUAAAGUAAAAAUUUACUUUUAUUAAAUCCAUUAAAAAUGUCGACAUUUCAGCUCCCACAUGGAGCUUUUAUCAGGACAGACAUUAUAUAUAUAUAAAUAUGUACACACUUAUUUAUUUUUUACACUCAAUUCUUUCACGAACUUUCUUCCUAUAACAUGUCAUUCUAUUUCAGCUAAUUAGACUUGGCAAGAAUGGCAACUAAUACUCAUACAAAGGUUUAAUUUGAUUUUGUUCCUAAUGUGUUAGGGGUCAGAAUUUAAUUUCAAUGUGUUUGUUAAUAGCUGUUUUCAGUUGUUUUUUUGUAAGCAGAAACAUGUUCCUAUGUACUCUGUGGUGUCUACACAGUGUUUCAAACAUCAGAUAAUGAAAUGUGGGGUCUGUCUGUGAGAGUCUCCUUCCGGGUCAGAGAUGGCGGUGGAGUUAUAUUCUCACUACAUGGAGCUGGAAGUUCCACCAUACUAACUGUUAACCUGGACUGGCAGAAGCAGGUUAUGUAAAGUCUAAGUUCCUUCCUUUCUCUUCACAUCAUUAUCUCCAUGUUGUCUUAAUGAUCUGUAUCUACCUCAAGUCUGCCUUUGCUGUCUUCUACCCCUCUCCAAUCUCUGCUCUCUACCCCACUGCUGUCUCCGUUAUUAACCAAUCUCUGAUGUCUACCCCACUGCUGUCUCUGCUAUUAACCUAUCUCUGAUGUCUACCCCACUGCUGUCUCUGUUAUUAACCAAUCUCUGAUGUCAUUGUCUACCCCACUGCUGUCUCUGCUAUUAACCUAUCUCUGAUGUUUACCCUACUGCUGUCUCUGUUAUUAACCAAUCUCUGAUGUCUACCCCACUGCUGUGUCUGCUAUUAACCUAUCUCUGAUGUUUACCCUACUGCUGUCUCUGUUAUUAACCUAUCUCUGAUGUCUACCCCACUGCUGUGUCUGCUAUUAACCUAUCUCUGAUGUCUACCCCACUGCUGCUCUGCUAUUAACCUAUCUCUGAUGUUUACCCUACUGCUGUCUCUGUUAUUAACCUAUCUCUGAUGUCUACCCCACUGCUGUCUCUGUCCUAUCUCUGAUGUUUACCCUAUGCUGUCUCUGUUAUUAACCUAUCUCUGAUGUUUACCCUACUGCUGUCUCUGUUAUUAACCAAUCUCUAAUGUCUACCCCACUGCUGUGUCUGCUAUUAACCUAUCUCUGAUGUUUACCCUACUGCUGUCUCUGUUAUUAACCUAUCUCUGAUGUCUACCCCACUGCUGUGUCUGCUAUUAACCUAUAUCUGAUGUCUACCCCACUGCUGUCUCUGCUAUUAACCUAUCUCUGAUGUUUACCCUACUGCUGUCUCUGCUAUUAACCUAUCUCUGAUGUCUACCCCACUGCUGUCUCUGCUAUUAACCUAUCUCUGAUGUUUACCCUACUGCUGUCUCUGUUAUUAACCUAUCUCUAAUGUCUACCCCACUGCUGUGUCUGCUAUUAACCUAUCUCUGAUGUUUACCCUACUGCUGUCUCUGUUAUUAACCUAUCUCUGAUGUCUACCCCACUGCUGUCUCUGUUAUUAACCUAUCUCUGAUGUUUACCCCACUGCUGUCUCUGCUAUUAGCCUAUCUCUGAUGUCUACCUCACUGCUGUCUCUGCUAUCAACCUAUCUCUGAUGUCUACCUCACUGCUGUCUCUGCUAUUAACCUAUCUCUGGUGUCUUCCUCACUGCUGUCUCUGCUAUUAACCUAUCUCUGGUGUCUACCUCACUGCUGUCUCUGCUAUUAACCUAUCUCUGGUGUCUUCCUCACUGCUGUCUCUGCUAUUAAAAUAUCUCUGAUGUCUACCUCACUGCUGCCUGUGCUAUUAAUCUGUCUCUGAUGUCUACCUCACUGCUGUCUCUGCUGUUAACCUAUGUCUGAUGUCUACCUCACUGCUGUCUCUGCUAUUAACCUAUGUCUGAUGUCUACCUCACUGCUGUCUCUGCUAUUAACCUAUCUCUGAUGUCUACCUCACUGCUGUCUCUGCUAUUAACCAAUCUCUGAUGUCUACCUCACUGCUGUCUCUGCUAUUAACUUUGCUGGUCUGCCUUGCUCUUAUCUCUCCUGUCUACCUUGUAUCGUCUACCUCACUUCUGUCUCUGCUGUCCAUCUCAAACCUCACUCUAAUGUCUAUCUUGCACCUGCUGUUUACCUCACUUCUGCCUAAGCUAUCUAUCUAGCUGAUGUCUCUACUGUCUCUCUCGCCUGUCUCCACUUUCGUUCCUUGCUCCUGUCUCUGCUGUUUACCAUGGUGCUGUAAUCCUCGCUACUGUCUCUGCUGUUAUCCUUGUUCCUGUUUUUCUGUUUAUCUCGCUUCUGUUUCUACUGUCUAUCUCACUUGUUUCUUGGCUCUCUAACUCACACUUCUUUCUUUAUCUUGCUCUGCCAGCUUUAUACAGCAAAUGGACUUGUGUUAUUUAUCUGUGGUAUGUUCUUCCUCUUGAAAAAAACCAUUCUUUACGUUUUUGGAUAUAAUUCUCCUCUAGAAAAAACCCAAGAGAAUAUACAGGUAACUGAACGACCAUUUCAUCUAUCCACAGAUUCUUGCCGUGACUCUGUUCAAUAAACUAACAGGUUCUGUGAUGUUCCCGGUGGAUUUGUGUCCAAGCCACUGGCAGUUUGCAGACAUCCUAAUCCAAUCGAACAAAUUGUCCCUGAAGGCAGGAGAGGCUACAUCAUCUUGGGACAUUGUACCUGCUGACCUCAAGGCUUUGGAAGAGAGAUGGAUAGAUCCCGCUGCUGACAUUUAUAUUGGAGGUCUUCCAGGUAUAUGUUAAUUCUAUAAAUUGCCUUUCCUGGCAGAUUUGAUUUCAAUAUAUUAAAGCAGUAGAGUAAAGGCUAGGUGCUAAAAUGGAAUCAAAAAUAUGUUAACUCGAAAUGUGAGCCAUUUCGUGGUUAAAUCACAAAGACUCAUAACCCUCCCUACCCACUUACUGAAAAAGAAUCAGCAUUUGUUUUAGCUUCCUUUAUUGCACAUUGUGUUUAAUUUAGAAUCUGCUGCUUUUUUUUAUUGGACAAUAGGUAAAUUUUCUCAGUGCCGGUAUAAUACAUACUUCCUGUCUUUCCAUAGAUAAUUCUGCCAAAGAAGCAUCACAUUUCUCUGGAUGUUUGAAGAUAACUCUUCAAGGCAAAGUUAUAGAUCUGGACAAAGCUCAUUAUAAACAUCCACAUGUGCGUAGCCACAGCUGUCCUGUGGGGAUAUAGGGAAGAUCUCACAACCUUCAUGUACAUAUUAAAAAGUAACAAGUUGUAUUUACAGCACUAUGUCUGAAUGAGUUUCCAACUUACUUUUAGACAUGGAGCUUUGUUAUUGUAGCGCAAUUUGUAACGGGAUAAUUGUUGACCGCCAUCUUGGCACACACACACACAUUAUAACCAUUAAAUCCAGUUAUCACAGGGACUAGCCGACUGGCUAUCAUCAAGCUAGAGGUAAGAAGCUAUACUCGUUGCAUUAAGAAGACUAUGAAUCUUCGGGAUGCAUUAAUAGAACUAAAAUAUAAACGCAAGUCAUAUGAAAGAACAUCAUUUGAAACCUGAGAAAUAAAUAUAAAUAAUGUACAUAAUCACAUGUAGCUGGGGGAGAGCUAUUCUCCACAUUGUGGUGCUAUCCUAUUAAAGGAACCAUAUGGGCACCAUAACAACUUAAUCAAAAUUAAGCCGUUAUGGUGCCCAGAGGUUAAGGGUGCUUUUUUUUUUUUACCGUAAAGGGGUUAAACUGGUCUUGAAUUUUAAAAGUUGAUCAGCAGAUAUCUCUUUCCCCAGCAGCAUCUGGUUUCAUCAAUUGAGUUUCAGGAAAUGCAAAGUGCCGCUGGGCAGUAGCGCUGCUAAUUGGCUAGAGUGGUCAGCUAAUGCUCCAUUCAUAAAACAUUACUUGGAGAGCAAACCCUUACCCCUUCAGGUAAGCCAAUGCUAGCGACCUCUGGGAACAAUAAUAACUUAAUUUAAAUUAAGUUGCUAUGGUGCCCAUACAGUUCCUUUAAAUCCUGACAGUUUUUCCUGAUAAAUUUUUGCGCAUGAGCAAAAAAACAUGAAACAUUUAAUAUACAAAGCCUACCAAUAUUCAUCACUUGCUUAGCUACCGUAGCGUAUGAAAAAGGUUUCCUAUAGACAAAGUAAUACCUACUAUGUCUUGUAUAUCUCCAUGGAGCUUUUUUUCUAAAUGGUCACAGCCAAAUUACUAUCUUUGAAGUUUGUUUUCCUGGCACAAUAGUGGUCAAUUAAGUGUAAUGAACAAACUAAGAUGAAUUUAACAAAACAAAAAAAAAACACACUGGGGAAUAGAGGAACAUGAUAAUUCUAUUUUCUUUUUAAAUAAAACCUGCAACAUGACCGUGUUGCUCUAAACCUGAUUGGCAGCCACAAUGUUUGAAUCACUGCAUGUUUGUGAAGAUCUACAUAAAUCAUGUAGGGGGUCAGCUUGGACAGUACCCAAGAAUAUUUAUAUUGGUAAUACAUAGAAAUUUAUUAUUAUUAAAGUAGAACAAUCACUAAGAAAAUAUGCAGAAAUAUGGUGAUUUCACCAGUUUUACAACUUUGCCAAACUCUUCCAUUAGGAAUACAAAUAUCCAUCCCUCUCCCAAAGACUCAGGCUAUUCUUAAUUCUGGGAAGAAAUCCACAAUCGAUAUGUAAUCACAUCGAAUUCUAGCGUUGUGACAUGGUAACAAUAAUGGUAUUAAUUUUUAAAAUACUUUAUUUUAUUUAUAAAAUGAAUUACAUCAAAAGAAGUAAAUUCUAUAUAUUAUAUAUAUAACAUACUUGUCAGUGUUUGCGGAUUGAUAUAGCCAGCAAGUAUGUAUUGAAAAACAGUCUGUGUGAGGUCAUCUUAGCUACUUUAGGCCAGAUUUUCAUUUUUAUCUACAGUAAAUGUGUCCCUUGUCUUUGGUGGUAGAUUUAUAAAUGAAUACAUUUAUUUUAAAAAAUGUAAAGGAAAUAACUAGAUAGGCAUAUUGUACAUCUCCUACCCCCGAAGUUAACAGUGCAUAGUUAAAGUAGACUUUAGCUUUUAAACCAUGUUUGUAUUGCAAAAAGUCAAAACACAAACUAUACGCGGUUUAAAUCUCCAGUUAUCCUUGCAAACAUUAUUUAGAUAUACCAAUAUAUUGGCUAUGAAAUAUUAUGCUUUAAGACAAAUGACAUUUAAACUCUGUACUAACUAUGCAUUUUCUUACAAUAAAGUUGUGUUUAAUACAUGAAACUUUCUUUGUAUCAAUUAUUGAUGAUGUAAGUGAUUAUUAUUAUUUUUUAAAUAUUGCAAUGAUUUAAUAUUUCUGAAAACCAUUUUACAUGAGUAUUGGUAUCAUAUUAAAGGGACACUCUAGACCGCUAAAGCACUUCAGCUGAGUGGAACUAAACUCUACCUGCCUUGCAAAUACAUCUAAUUGAGCUGCAUUGGGAGGUCUGUGAUUGGACAGUCACAGAAAGUCUGGGUUGGGUUGGAAUGGGAGGGCUUGCAAAGGCUUCAGACAAGAGAUCUGUAGCUGUUGCAAGCUGUUUUCAGAUAUACCUCCAAUGAAAAAAUGCAUAGUUAAGUACAUGCAUGUUUUCAUUGUGGGUAGAUCUAAUAAAAC